UAAGUCAGGAGCGCUCAGCCCGUCACUCACCGCGCACUGCUGGAAAAAUAUGAUCCGUAGAAGAGAACCGUCUAAACAACCUCUCUGACUCCCGGAACCCGCUCCAAGUCUUUGUUCAACUCCUCCAACGUCCAGACGCUCUUCUCUCUGCCUGUCGUCUCCCUGCGCUGGAGCGCCCGUGUCAGAAAAUGUGCGUGGAGAGCGAUGGAUGCGAGAUCGAGGGUUGUAGUAGUUCGGAUGAGGUGCGGACUCUGUCGGGCAGCAUGAGUCCCGCGCUGAAGCCCAACCCGGACCUUCACCCCUGCAGACCUGGACACAAAUUCCGCGCCGCGCUGCUUCGGUGCCGCUCGCCGGCUGCCGCCGCCGGGAUCCUCAGUUUCGGGAACGUCCUCAAUUACAUGGACAGAUACACUGUAGCCGGGGUUCUUCAAGACAUCCAGCGGCAUUACGAGGUGUCAGACAGUAGCGCUGGCUUGUUGCAAACAGUCUUCAUCUGUAGCUUCAUGGUGGCAGCUCCCAUUUUUGGUUACCUUGGUGACCGCUUCAACAGAAAGGUCAUCCUGAGCUGCGGCAUCUUCUUCUGGUCCAUUGUUACGCUGUGCAGCUCCUUCAUCAGCAAAGAGUACUACUGGCUGUUCGUACUCUCCCGGGGACUAGUAGGCAUCGGUGAGUCCAGCUACUCCUCCAUCUCGCCCACCAUCAUCGGAGACCUGUUCACCAAUAACAGCAGGACCAUGAUGCUCUCUGUCUUCUACCUGGCCAUUCCCCUGGGGAGUGGUUUGGGGUACAUCCUGGGAGCGAGUGCCAAGGAGGCUGCAGGGGACUGGCACUGGGCACUAAGGGUUUCCCCGCUUUUGGGGAUGACUGCCGGAACUCUCAUCCUAGUCUUUGUCCCGGAGCCAAAGCGAGGCAGCGCUGACAAGAUCGCCGGUCACAUUAAGACCCGAGUCUCCUGGUUAACUGACAUGAAGUCGCUCGCCAAAAACCGGAGCUAUGUGUUUUCCUCCCUGGCGACGGCGGCCGUGUCGUUUGCUACAGGCGCUUUUGGGAUGUGGAUCCCGCAGUACCUGGUCCGGGCUCAGGUGGUGCAGAAGCCUGACGCAGCCUGCACCGAAGAUGUCUGCAGCAGCACCGACAGCAGCCUGAUAUUUGGGGCGAUCACCUGUGUGACUGGACUCCUGGGAGUGGUCAUUGGCGCCGCUACGACGCGCUUCUGCCGUCAGAAGACGGAGCGAGCCGACCCGCUGGUGUGCGCCGUCAGCAUGCUGGGCUCCGCCAUCUUCAUCUGCCUCAUCUUCGUCGUGGCCAAGAAGAGCAUCGUCGGCGCUUAUAUCUGCAUCUUCAUUGGAGAGACGCUGCUUUUCCUGAACUGGGCCAUAACAGCGGAUAUUUUAAUGUUCGUUGUCAUUCCCACGCGGAGAGCAACAGCCGUGGCCUUCCAGAGCUUCACCUCUCACCUGCUAGGGGACGCUGGAAGUCCCUACCUGAUCGGCCUGAUUUCCGACGCCCUCCAGGAGAGCUACACAACAUCAGCGCUGUGGCGGUUCCUGAGUUUAGGCUACGCCCUGAUGCUGUGUCCCUUCAUCAUCGUCCUCGGAGGAAUGUUCUUCCUGGCCACCGCGCUCUUCUUCCUGGACGACCGAGAGAAAGCCGAGAAGCAGUUGAGCCAGCUGUCACGACAGGCCGCCUCAGUCAAAGUAUAACCAGGUGACAACCCGGCGAGGAGCCAUCUGAAGAGCAGCCAAACUCCAUCAGAUUUAAUGACGAUCAAAGCGGGGGCAGCUGAACCCCCCUUUUUUUUUUUCUUCUUUUUUUAAAGACCACAGCUGAUUCUUCACGCCGUCAUGAACUUACUUUUCCUUCCCUGGUUUUGAAAAAAGGCUGCUCAAGACGAGAGCGAGGAAGCGUCUUGCUCCUCCUGGAAACAUCUCUCCAAACUGGUGAGAGUGGACACCGCCCGACAGUAGCUGUCCUCUUCCCCUCUGUCUGCUAGGAGCCACUGAACCUUCGGGGGAGGAGGGGAGGGAGGAGGCGACCAUGUGAUCCCUCCCAGUCCUGCUGCCAUACUACUGAGUGCUGACCACGAACCUGCCCUUCUGCCUGCCUGUAGUGUAUGUGUUACCUCGGCUAUCAGUCUGCACCAAGUGCCAUAGCCUCAUUACAUUCCUCCAGACUUUGCACUGACCACUAACAGCCCUCAUGACGUCGCCGCGCUCUGCGUUUACAUGCACACGGUGAGUCAGCAAGUUGAAUAAAAGAGGCCUUAUUUGAAAAUUGGCGCUGCUUUAAAUCCAAAAACCAGUUGGGGACACAAAAUUUGAGUCCUGUAAGAUCCAGAAAAAAGGGCCUGGAGUUGGACGUAAAACAUCGCUACCAUGUGCAUGUAACGCACAGCUGCCAAACCAGGAGCCAAAAAGUGUCACCGUCGACCCGGUCAGUGAAUCAGCCUUAACAAUUGGAGCUAUCACAUGAUCAGCUGUUUCCAUUUUGGACCCUUCUCUUCUUCGCUUUUAGCACUUAAGUCGUUGCGGACGGUGCCGAGAUGAUUUCUGCACAUGACCUUUUUUUUUUUUUUUUUUAAACUGGAGGGUUGCGAUUGUUUCCGGAAAAACAAUCUGGGUGUUUUUUUUUUGUUUUGUUUGUUUUGUUUGUUUUUUAAACAACACUGGAUUACAUAUUUUAUAAUUUAUGAUGCCUGUCGUAACGUUUAAAAAGGGACAGUGUCAUUUUCUUGUACAUGUUUCUUUUCUUCUUUGUGCGUGGAAGCUUUUAACCCACUCUGCCUUAUCAGUGAGCCGGAUUUCCCUUUAAAGGGGGGGGGGGCUCUCUGAUGGUUUAGAAUUUCUGCAGUCACUUUUAAUGAUGCUGGUUACAAUAACAAGUAUUGUUGGACGAGACGGCCCCCUCGCAAAUGUACAUAUCCCAUUCCACUAUAGGAGCUUAGAAGUCAAUCGCGAGUGAAGGGAAUCACAAUCCCGGACAGGAAGAGGAAAUGUAGGAUAAACAAGGAAUCUCCACCUCACUUUGAAAUCUUAUCAGUCUUCCCUUGUUUGCCCACGUUCCCAUGUUUUUAUUCUUUGGACAUAUCUCUCUUGCUACACUUUGACCUGAUGCUUUGUGUGAGUCUCGUAGCACUUGAACAAUGCGGUGUGGAGUUGUUGGUCAACAACACAGUAUGACGUGAGUCAUAGAUGGACGACUAGAUCUCUAACUGAUCCAUAAAAGGGCCGCAGGGUUGCAGGUUUUCGUUCCAACCGUGUAACCUGAUUGGUCAACCAAUGUGUUUGAGGACCAGUUUGAGGCCCCAGGACUAGAAGAUGGUUGAGUACAGGCUUAUAUCAGUGGCGUCACACUCAAAAAAGGGCCAAAAUCUUGAACACAAUCUCACAAAAUGUAUUUAAUAGUGGUCAGACCAGGUCUCUGGAGAGAAGAUAAGGCUCCCUUUAAACUUUCGGAAGCUAAUUUAGUAUAUUUAUAUCUGUGUCCAGUGAUACUUCCAGCAUGUUGCUGCAUAAUAAUUGCAUCUCUGCUGGCUGUCCCGGGUAAGCAACUGGGAUUCUCAAAGGUGCUGGUUUCAACUUCAUUCUAACUCGAUAAUUCAUCACGAGCAAACCAAAGUGCAGGCCACAUAGGUUAAGUUGGUGGGCCGGACUUGGCCCCCAGACCUUUCGUUUAACAAAGCUCACAAGGAAAGGCGGAGAACAACAUUCCAUUUAAGGUAUAGAAGCACUGCAAUCUGAUGGUCUAACUGCUUAGUCCACCCGAAGCUCUGACCCGUCACCGUAGUGAGGCGACACUGCGUCUCUUUUAGGGGAUAUUUGUCACUAGUUUGUGAGAUGCAAAGCGAAGUGGACAUCCAUUAGCUAACAGUCGUGUUUCCAUCAGCGGCUACUGAGCAUCUUCACUGUGGCUCUCAACCGAAAGACUUGGAGGUUCAGUAGUAAUGACUGAACAGAUCGUGACUGCUCACGCGGCAGCUGAGCGGUUCCUGGGCGUACUAAACCCGUUUAUCUGCCAACACUAAUGUGAUUUUCAAUCUUCAAAAUCCGAGCACUUUUCAGACCACCGAGGAGAUGCGGGAGGUUGCGGUGACCUUGGCGGGGGAAUGAAAGAGAAGGUGGAUCUGGUAGCAUUGAUGGGUGACUCACGGUUGCGAGUGGGCAGAUGUGUGGGCUCGUGUCCUUGUUGCCGGAUGAUUAGCUUUAGCUUCUUCUCCAACUGCGUGGAGCUCUCUGAAUGUGAUUCUGUUUACUACACCUGCUUCUUACCUUCCUCUUUACUUUGUCCUUUUUUUAUUGUAACCAAAUGAGCUUGUUUUGUUUUUUUUAUCACAGAAGUAUAUACUAUAUGAUGCAGCAACUUUAAUAUAUUGUAAAUGAUGGCUUGGAUGCAAUGUAUUUAUUUGUUACCACGAUGAAGAAUAAUCUACAAAGGGACGUGUGAGGUUGUUAGAAAUGCCUGUUUGUUUCUCCUGAUGUGCAACCAAACUAAGAUUCACCCCGUCGACUGUGAUUUCAUGUCUCACCAACAGUAGGGAACUGCAGUGUGUCAGUUUCGUAGACUGGAUGCUCCACUCUUGUGUAUGUUUUUGUUUGUUGUCAGAGCAGCCGAUCACAUUAUUUUGCACAUUUUCUGUUCAGGGAUUUGUUUGAACCGUAGCCCCGCCUCUGGCUCAGGUGGUGGUGCUGACAUCAUCAACCAUCUGACAGGACGUCGGUGCUGGUCGGAUGGGUCAUGAACUGAGAUUCACUUUUGCCAAAUUUAGUCGUUUUUUAGCACCAACCCUUGAGUCUGUUGUCGAUGUUAAUAAUCACUGAAGUGAUUUAUUGAGAAUGUCCUAUUUCUUGUUAUACAAGAAUUAUGUAUAAAAAAAGCUAUUUCUGAUGUUGAUAGAAAACAGAGGUUAUUUUUAUUUUUAGUCCAGAUAGGAAUGAAAGGAUAUUAUUCUCAAGCUGAACUGUGAUGCUCCCGUCCGGGGCUGAUAGAACAUGUACAUGUCUGUAAAUCAAAUAAAACUAUUU
This is a messenger RNA of Synchiropus splendidus (mandarinfish), 5021 nucleotides long. It is a transcript of the gene spns2, whose product is annotated as SPNS lysolipid transporter 2, sphingosine-1-phosphate. The record is from RefSeq and is a predicted model, not a curated record. Gene Ontology annotation, molecular function: sphingolipid intramembrane carrier activity; transmembrane transporter activity. The transcript is spliced from 13 exons. Lineage: Eukaryota; Metazoa; Chordata; Actinopteri; Syngnathiformes; Callionymidae. Bases 189 to 1703 code for a protein of 504 amino acids. Gene Ontology annotation, cellular component: membrane. Gene Ontology annotation, biological process: sphingosine-1-phosphate receptor signaling pathway; transmembrane transport; lipid transport.